GUGGAAGCUUGAAAUAUGUACUACUAUUACUCCUCUAUACCGCUUUAAAUUGAGAUCGUCUUAUUAUAAGUUUCCCCAUCUCCCCUCUCUUUCUCUCUCUUCGCUUUUUCUGAAUCUGUGUUCUUCACAAGGAAGCUAUCUACAGUCAAUCAAGAUGAACAAGCAAGAAUUCAUGAAGUUACAGACUUGUGUCCUCAGAGUCAAUAUACAGUGCGCCUGUGAUGGAUGCAAGCAAAAAAUCAAAAAACUCCUCAAUAAAGUCGAAGGAGUUCAUAAAACAAGCAUUGAUCUUGAACAAGGGAAAGUCACGGUGUCCGGAAAUGCAGAUCCGGCGAUGCUAAUAAAGAAAUUAAAUAAAUCCGGGAAACACGCGGAGCUUUGGGGCCCACAAAAGGGUGUGAAUCUUGUUAAUAAUCAGUUUAAGAACAUGGGUUUUGAUAAUAAGAAGGGUGGUGGUGGUGGUGGAGGAGGAGGUGGUGGUGGUGGUGGAGGGAAAGAUAAACAGAAGGAUGGGAAAGGUCAUCAACAGAUGCAGGCGAUGAUGAAUAAAGGGUUUAAAGAUAUGAAGGCGACUAAUAAGGAUCAGAAGUCAGUCAAAUUUAGUUUGCCGGUGGGUGGAGGAGGUGGUGGUGGUGGUGGUGGUGGGUUUGAUGAAGAAGAUGAUUUUGAUGAUGAUGAUAGUUUUGACGAUGAUGAUGAGUUUGAUGAUGAUUUUGAUGAGGAUGAUGAUGAUAGUUUUGAUGGGUAUGAUCAUAAAAAGCCGAAUAAAAUGAUGGGAGUGGGUGGUGGACAUGGGCCCCAUGGUCCAAUUGCAAUGAUGAAUGGUAAUUCCAAGAAAGGACCAGGUGCAGCGUUUGAAUUGCCUGUCCAAUUCAAGGGCAAAGGUGGAAAUAAUGAUACCAAAAAUGGCAAUGGCGGGAAAAAGGGCAAGGGAGGAGGUGGUGGCGGUGAUGGUAAAAAGAGUAAACAUGGCGGUGGUGGUGGUGGCGGCGGAUUUUUCGGAGGUAAGAUUGGUGGGAUGCUUUUUGGUGGUGGUAAAAAGAAAAACAAGAGCGAAAGUCCAAAGGGCGGAAAGAAGGACGGCGGCGGAGGCGGUGGCGGUGACCGGAAAAUGGAGAGCGGUGUCUGGGAUAAGAAAGGCGGAGGAAAACAUAUUGACAUGGGAAAAAUGAAUAAGCAAACCGAGUUUCUCGACUUUAGCAAGCCUCAUAAUGGCGGCGGAGGUGGAGGUGGAGGUGGAGGUGGAGGUGGUGGUGGUGGUGCCGGGCGGGGUAUGGGCCAUAAUGGUGGCGGCGGCGGCGGUGGUGGUCGGGGUAUUGGUCAAAUGGGUGGUAAUCCAAUGAUGAUGCCUCAAAUGGGAAACUACCCUCCAAUGGCACAAAUGGGAGGUGGUGGUGGUGGCGGCGGCGGCUAUCCAAUGGGCCAAAUGCAAAUGCAGUCGGGACAUGGUAAUCCGUACAAUCAACAACAACAACAGUUCCAACAACAACAGUAUCAGCAACAACAACAGCAACAGUAUAUGCAAGCUAUGAUGAUGAAUCAACAAAGGGCAAAUAUGUACCCACAUCCACAAAUGAUGUAUGGUCAGCCACCGCAUGCCGCCUACGGGCCGCCAAUGAUGGCACCGGCGAAUAACGACAACAUCACCCACAUUUUCAGUGAUGAGAACACUGAUAGUUGUAGUAUUAUGUAG
Lactuca saligna is the source of this 1693-nucleotide messenger RNA. NCBI's taxonomy places the organism in Eukaryota, Viridiplantae, Streptophyta, Magnoliopsida, Asterales, Asteraceae. The record is from the annotation of a GenBank genome assembly.